AUGCCUCUCGGCGAGCAUCACAUCCGCUUACCUCCACAUUCCUUAGCUAGAAAGUCAAUCAGGCGCCGAGACACAUGUCCACCUCGCUCUAGUAACCCUCCGUGUACAACCGCGCUCAUCAUGGCAAACAAGCGUCUCAUCAUCGUCGGCAUCGGUGGCGCCAGCUGCUCCGGCAAAACCCUGCUCGCGAAGCACAUCCAACGCGCCCUCCCCACCCACUCCCAUAUCUUGCAUCAGGACGACUUUGCGCCCCGCGAAGAAGACAUCCCUUACUCACCCAAAUACGGCGUACGUGAUUGGGAUGAUCCCUCCACAGCGAUACUAUGGCCUGCAUUUCGGGCUGCACUACAACAUGCCCGCAAGACCGGCGAACUUCCUCCUGGUCAUACCGGACACGACCAGCUCAAUACUCAGGCCUCGGUCGGAAUAGAUCCGGAAGUCGGUAGGAGGUGGAAAGAGAAAUUUACGCAGGCCGCAGCUGAGGCGGCGAAGAGGGGAGAGGAGAUCGUUUGGUUCAUCGUCGACGGGUUCAUCUUGUAUUGGGACAAGGAGGUGGUGUCGCAGCUGGACGUGAACGUCUUCUUGCGAGUACCGUAUGACGUACUGAAGCAGAGACGGGAAGAUCGGCGGACAUAUCACCUGCAUGAUGGUGACGUAUGGACCGAUCCCCCACAGUACUUUGAGCACAUAGUGUGGCCAGCCUACAUCAAGGCUCACGAGCACCUCUUCUCCGACGGCGAUGUCGACGAAGGACAGGUGAAGCCGGAAGAAAAUCUCCUCGCGCUGACCCCGGGUGACGGUGAGGCAGAGAUGACUCGAGCUUUUGAAGCGAGCUGCGAAGCCAUGAUAGCGGCGCUGAGAGCUGGGAAGGGACGGGUCAUGUAG
Messenger RNA from Dioszegia hungarica, 885 nucleotides. RefSeq lists its product as uncharacterized. The transcript has 5 exons. The record is from RefSeq and is a predicted model, not a curated record. Lineage: Eukaryota; Fungi; Basidiomycota; Tremellomycetes; Tremellales; Bulleribasidiaceae. Bases 1 to 885 code for a protein of 294 amino acids. Gene Ontology annotation, cellular component: cytoplasm.